AUGGAUUCGAAUGGAAAGGGGCUUUUUGAUGGAAUGGGUUAUGGAAUUGAAUGGAUAGGGGCUUCAGUGGUGCUGGUUAAAUAUAGGACGUGUAAGUUGACUCCGAGGAUCUUUUCUAAUCUUCACAUUGAUUUUUCAAGUUUUACGCUCUCCCAGAUUCAAAGCAUUUCGCUGAAGGAGAAGGUUUGCAUUGGUUUUUCUCUGCCCGAGCUCUUCAGAGAUAUCCACGGUCAAUAUUCUGAUUUUCUGAGGAUUUUUGAAUAUGGAGGAUUACCCUCUAAAUCCAAUUAUUUAUUCUUGGAGGAUUAUGUAGAUCGUGGGAAGCAAAGUCUGGAAACAAUAUGCCUUCUCCUUGCAUACAAGAUAAAGUAUCCUGGAAACUUUUUCCUUCUGAGGGGCAACCAUGAAUGUGCUUCUGUUAACUGCUUAUAUGGAUUUUAUGAUGAAUGUAAGCGGAGAUUCAAUGUUCGACUAUGGAAAAUAUUCACUGAUUGCUUUAAUUGCCUACCUGUUGCGGCGUUGAUUGAUGAAAAGAUACUCUGCAUGCAUGGGGGACUUUCUCCCAACCUGCAUGAUUUGGAUCAAAUCAGAAAUCUACAACGUCCAACUGAUGUUGCAGAAACUGGUUUACUUUGUGAUCUACUCUGGUCAGAUCCUAUUAAUGAU
Messenger RNA from Ilex paraguariensis (yerba mate), 666 nucleotides. The record is from the annotation of a GenBank genome assembly. NCBI's taxonomy places the organism in Eukaryota, Viridiplantae, Streptophyta, Magnoliopsida, Aquifoliales, Aquifoliaceae.